GUGUAUGCAAUGCUUGGUGUGGCCCUCAUAAGACAGACAUGCAGAAGAGGAGCAGCAGUAAUCUCAGCACAUCGUGUAGGAUUCCUUCCUAGGAAGGCAUUCUGUUCUCGGCAGUUGUCUACCUCUGCAGCCUCUCUCAAUACCAAAGGCCUUCCAAAUGUAAAUAAGAAGAUAGCAGGGGAUGUGGAAGAUUAUCAAAUUAUAUAUAAGUUCCCAUAUAUUGUACUAGCUCGUGCAAUUUGCAGACUGAAAAUCUAUCAGACUGCAUUGUGUGGGUUUGCUGUGCCUGCAGUUGGCUAUUUGGCUUACAAUGGGGUCUUGGAUACUCAAGUAUUCUCUGCCACUGCUGCAGUAGGUGGACUUGCAUUUGUUAUGCUCUUUGUUAUGGGAGAAAUUUUCCGCAGAACAGUCGGUCAUAUUUAUUACAACGCCAGGAAAGAUAUUGUGAAAGUGUCUCACCUUUCCUUCUGGGGGAACCGUAAAGACAUUAUUAUCCCUGUGGAAGACCUAGUGCCUAUAACAGACACUUCUGAUAUUCCAACAGAUAUUUACGUGCAUUUGUUAAGGUUUUCAAAGCCCAAGGAUUCACUUUAUCUGUUCCUAAGAUUUGGAGGUAUCAGGGACACAGAAAAGUUUACUUAUGCAUUAGGGCUGCUAAAGCCAGAGGAUCAGCUUAGUGAACAAAGUAAGCUGGACUAAAAGAAUCCAUGUUGGGGCUGUGACUAGAUUGUAUUGCAGCUACAGAUUAUUUCUUUGACUGUCAAAGUAAGCAAGAUAAAACUGCUUUAAUCAUUGGUAAGAUCAUUGUCUGAAGGCAGGAGCACAGCUAUCCCACAAAGAUAUCAGGACCUUUUUAAUCAGGAAAGACUAAAAAGAAGUGUAUUACCUUGCACAUAAAGAGAUCAAAGAUGGGUACGAUGCAUUUAGAUGACAGCUUCCAGUUUCUAGUUGAUCAAGAUGAAGUCAAUUUCAAAGUUGUACAGCAGUUGAACUCUGUCUUUGGAAAGGACUUAAAGUGUCUAGAAAAAGCAUGUGGCUUGGUCAAAGAGCUGACCAGGACAAAAGAGGAACUGGAGAGAAGGUUGCGCUUUGCAACAACUGAAGCACCAGACAAGAUCACAAAGGCUGUGAAAGCUGCUGAUGAAGCACUGAAGAAGAAGGAGAAGAUGAUAAAGGAAUGUGAUCAACUGAAAUUAGAGGUUGCACAGCAUAAUAAAAAAGUUGGGAAACUUUUAGAAGAAAUAGGACCAGGAGUUCGUAAAGUACGAGAACUGGAACGUGUUCAGGUGUACCAGCAGUUUGUAAAUGCAGUAGACGAACAAAGCAAAGAGAUAGAAACCUCAUUACACAUAGGGGCGGAAGGCCAGGCUCUGCUUGGUUAUAGUCAACUAAGAGAAAAAGCCAAGCUGAUUCAAGAAUCCAAUUGCUCGAAUCUUGUUGCUUUUGUCACCAACACCCUCCUCCAUUGGCAUCAAGUUUUUACUCAAAGGUUUACAAGUGAAUUUGAGGAUGUAUUAAAGGUAAUCAAAUGGCCUUUUACAAGUUCCAAUUCUACUGUGCACCAGACUCCAGCCUCACCAGAGUCCAUUCAGAGACUUUGUACACUCACUCAGUAUCUUCUGCAAAUUACUCUCCCAGAAGAUAUAGGUAAAGAAAAUGCCAGGCAGCGUGACUUGUCCAUUAUGUCUCCUGCUGUGGUAGCAGAUUUUGAACCUCCUUUGUUGCCAAUACAGCUACUUGUGAGACCACUGGAGGUUCGCUUUUUCUACCACUUCAGUGGAAACAAAGUCACAAACAGUAGGGAAAAUCCUGAAUGGUACUUUACCCAAGUUCUGAAGUGGAUUUCUGCCCAUGAGAGCUUUCUAAACACAAGAAUUCAGCAAGUUCUCAAUAGAUAUGGAUACCAGAAUACUUCUGCUAAGGUGGAGUUCAUGAGAGGUCUGGUGCGCCUUUUGGUCCUGAAGUUGGCCUCUGAUCUUCCUGAAAUUCAGUAUGAUGAUGAUCUCUUCUGUAGCACUGUCCAGGAGACCCUCAACUUCGAACGUGAAAUAAGUGUGACUUAUUAUUAUCCUGCUUCCCAGCCUUCUGUUCUGUCAGUACUCACACAGGCCCAAAACUUUGCUCGUUGGAUACACAUCGAAAGGAAGUUUGCUCUGGAAUUGAUGGACGAGUUUGUGUCUGACAAUGAUGCGUGGCUUGCAAUGGAGGGCGGUGAAGCAGCACACUGUGGGGAGCAGCUCAUCCUCCUUGUACAGGGCAUUACCGAUCGCUAUAAAAGACUUCCGCAGCCAGGACAUAGGUUACAGUUCCUGGAGCUGCAACUUGAGCUUCUGGAUGAUUUUCGAGUGAGAGUGUUGCAGGUGAUGAAGAGUGAGCGACAGGAUCCUUUAAACUCACACUACCCAGCUAUUCUCAACACCGUGCAUCAUAUUGCUGCAACUCUGACUGACUGGGCUGAUCUUCCGUUCUUUGUGGAGAUGCAGUACUAUAGAGAACAGUUCAGCCACAUCCAAGAUCAGACCACAGCUGCACUGGCUGGUUACGAAACGGCAAGAUCUACCUCCCCAGAUGACCCCUCGUCAUUCACUUUUCAUUCGCCAGAUGUUUCCUUGUUGAAUACAACGGUCUCACCAGAGGUUUUGGCUCGACAGGAUGCUUUAGAUUCGCUCAACACAAACACAGAAGUACCAACUGCAGCUCGACUGGCAGAGGUUUCAGGCUCGGUAUUCGACAGCACAGUUGACUUGUAUACGCAUAUCCAGGGAGAGAUGGUCCGCACUCUUGCCAGUUAUGUGUUUACGGAGGUUCGUGCUCGGAGCCAACCAUAUAGGAAGGACAAGUGGUUCUAUACUACAAACCCAAAGGCAUUGCAAGACUCAAACAAAAUAACCGACCCGAGUCCCAGUAUUUGCCCAAUGUUGGAGGUUCUGGCAAGACAUCUUCAUGCUCUCAGGGAUGUAUUGGCAACUCCUCUUUUUACACAGUUAUGGAAGAUUGUUGCCGAUACCCUCAACAAGUAUGUGUAUGAAGAGGUAAUUCUCCAGACACGGUUUAGUGACACUGGCGCUGCUCAGUUCAAGUUUGACAUGUUACGCGGCCUAUUCCCAAUCUUUGGGGAAUUUACGCAGAAACCAGAAAAUUUCUUCAAGUUAGUCAAGGAGUCUGUGAUCUUACUCACCUUGCCGCAUGCAACAGCCUUCCUUCUGAGAGACACCAUACGUAUGUGGCGCGACGACCAAGAUGCUUUCAGCCUCGUUAUCUCACCAGUUAAAGCCCUGGCUGAGCAGGGUGUGACGCUCCUUACACCAAAAGAAGCAGACGUAGUUAUGAACAUCAGGAUCUACGAGCAAAAUAGGAUGGGUUCGUAGGCUGCUAGAGUAGAGUGUUGAGUGUUUACCGAAUGCACAACACAUUGUAGAUAAAGGGAUUACCUUGGGCGACAUUAACUUCACUUUAAAAUGGAACCCAUGGAAAGAUCACAAUAGUUUCUGCUCAACUUUUAUUUCCAAAUAUGAUAAAAAUAUAAACAUUUAUGAUAAUAACCAGUAACUAUCUUAUAUCUGAUGUCUCAACUCUCUUGCUUGGAUAUUAAAACUGAUUUUUUUUAUUAGUAUGCUAUAAUAGUUGUUUUGAAAAAUGCUGAAUGAAAGAUGUUAAUGAGGAUUUUCUUUUUUGGCUAUAAGUUUAGCAUGUUGAAAUUGCAGCCCAGUUUUGUACUAUAAAAGGAAAUGGCCAUUGUAAUAGAUUCUGUAUGUGUAUUAUGUAUGCAUUUAUGUUAACGUGAAAUUAAUGUGAAAUAAAUUUUUUUGUGGA
This is a messenger RNA of Penaeus monodon (black tiger shrimp), 3813 nucleotides long. It is a transcript of the gene Rint1, whose product is annotated as RAD50-interacting protein 1-like. Gene Ontology annotation, cellular component: Dsl1/NZR complex. Gene Ontology annotation, biological process: regulation of ER to Golgi vesicle-mediated transport; endoplasmic reticulum to Golgi vesicle-mediated transport; retrograde vesicle-mediated transport, Golgi to endoplasmic reticulum. Bases 909 to 3368 code for a protein of 819 amino acids. Lineage: Eukaryota; Metazoa; Arthropoda; Malacostraca; Decapoda; Penaeidae. The record is from RefSeq and is a predicted model, not a curated record. The transcript has 15 exons.